Messenger RNA from Glycine soja, 886 nucleotides. RefSeq names its product iron-sulfur assembly protein IscA-like 2, mitochondrial. Gene Ontology annotation, cellular component: mitochondrion. The record is from RefSeq and is a predicted model, not a curated record. Bases 20 to 496 code for a protein of 158 amino acids. NCBI's taxonomy places the organism in Eukaryota, Viridiplantae, Streptophyta, Magnoliopsida, Fabales, Fabaceae. Gene Ontology annotation, biological process: iron-sulfur cluster assembly. The transcript is spliced from 4 exons. Gene Ontology annotation, molecular function: iron ion binding; 4 iron, 4 sulfur cluster binding; 2 iron, 2 sulfur cluster binding.
AGGAGGCAAAACAUAAUGAAUGGUUGGUUGUUUAGAGAGAGAUACAGAGGUCGCUAAUUCGACGCCUGGCGCCGCCAUUGGCGACGGCGCGGCGCGAUUGAGGCUUCUUCAUUCUCUUCUUCUUCUGUUGUUCACCAUUGCCACUUCUUCUUCUGAUUCUGAUCCUGACUUGGAGCCCCUUCACAUGACUAAAAACUGCGUUCGAGAACUAGAAGCCAGUGAAUCAUCAGCAGACAGAAAAAUGCUUCCUUUAAGCGUAGAAACUGGUGGAUGUGCUGGAUUUCAGGUUUUUGAGAGGGAUGGAAUUAAGUUGGUUGUUGACAAUAUUUCAUAUGAUUUUGUGAAAGGCGCGACUGUUGACUAUGUUGAGGAACUAUCUUCGCAUUCUUUCCUCCACAGAUUACCACAACGUUUUUCCCUUUUCUUAAGGAAGUUAAUGGAAGCAAGAUUACCAACAUGUGACAGAGAGAAGUCAAGUGAAAGAACUAGCUAUUGAGAUGAGAGACAUCACAAUUGGCAGUGAAGACCAACCUGUGGCCCUUGAAAAUUUUGAGCUCUCACGACAAGGGAAAUGAAAAGAGAAAGGGCUGCCUCUAGGUGCAGGAGAGGGAAAGAUUGUGUGUGUUUAGCCAUAUUAAAGAAAAAGAACCAUAUUUUCUUCUGCAGCUUUUCUUUUGGGGAGUCAGGCAAUCAGAGCACAGUAAAGAAUAAAAAUUGAUAAAAUUGUUGACAAAACUUGAACAAAACAAUUGAUACUGUUUGGCGCAAGCAAAAUUAUGAUGUGUGAAAAUUGCAUUAUCCCCAAACAAGAUGAUGGGUCAUGCAAAAGGGAUGUUAAACUAUUUUCUAAUUGCAAUUGAAUAGUUUCCAAGCACAUUUAAUUCAA